AUUGUGUAAUCACAGUCGAUAAAUUCCGCCCAAAAUUACAAACGCGCACCCGCCUUUUUUCCGUCACUCCGACCUGCAGAAGUACAAGCAAAGGAUGGAAAUCUGAAUGAACUGCCCUUUGAAGACGCCAACGUUUACAAAUCGCCCGCUUUAUUCGCUUCUAGCUCUGAUUGGUCAGAUGUUGAUGUUGCCACAGAGAGAGCGUAGUAACAGAGUUAUAGCUCCUCCUAUUUUUCUAUAUAUGGACGAACAACGCCUACUGGGAGAGUUGUGAUUGGCCAGCGUAUUCUCUUUCCAAUGUUUGUAAAUUUUAGACUAGGGGGACACCGCAGUUUGGAUCUCAGCGCGCAAAUGUAUUUUUUAAAGGUUGAUAAACUUUUCUCGUUUGAAUUGUAUUUAAAAAUAACUAGGCACUAGAAGCAACGAGUUGUGGAGACUUGACGACGCUUGGUAUCAACGGACUGAAUAAGCAGCAGAAACCCAGAGUAUAAUGGUCCUGAGUCAGAUGGACGCGGGGAAAGCUUUGACGGCGGCAGCUGCCAAAGGGAAUGCCGAUGAGGUGCAGAGGAUCCUGGAGGAAUGCAGAGUGCAUCCCGAUACUCCCAACGAGUUCGGCCGGACCGCGCUGCAGGUGAUGAUGAUGGGGAACUCCAAAGUAGCAAGGUUGUUGCUGGAAAAAGGAGCUGAGCCCAACAUCCAGGACAAACACGGCAUAGCGCCUGUCCAUGAUGCAGCACGGACGGGGUUCCUCGAGACCCUGCAGGUCCUGGUGGAGCACGGGGCUUCAGUGAACAUCCAGGACCAGAACGGCGCCCUCCCCAUCCACAUCGCCAUACGAGAAGGCCACCGGGAUGUCGUGGAGUUCUUGGCUCCGCGGUCCGACCUGAAACAUACCAACGUCAGUGGUCAAACAGCAAUAGACGUUGCCCGAUCUCUGGGUGAGCUGGAUAUGAUGAACUCACUUUUUGCUCACAUUCACAGUUAGUAAGAAUAGUAAAAAUUAAUCCUCUGCGUAACUCAAACCUCACUUCUUUUUUUUUUUUUUUUUUUGCUUUGUACCUGGUGACUUGAAUACAUGAAUUAGGUUUUUGGUAGCUGAGCGUUAAAAUGUGACGGGACGUGAUGUCUUGGCAGCUUCUUUCAGUGGAUUGGUGGCUAUAUACUGUAGACACCUUUUGCACAGUGCAGUUUAGGCACCUUAUAUUUACAUUCUUUCCCUGUUAAUUGGGAGUGCACAUUUGUAAAUAGUUGUCCUCCAGUGUUAAGUGAUUUUUUUUUUACAUUAUUUCCAUUGUGUGUAUGAAUUGUAACAGUUUCUACACAUGUAUGUUUUUGUUUUUUUUAAUUUACAAAAAUGAAAUGGUGCACCCUGAUUGCUUUGCAUAGUUGUGUUUCUCGUAAUUAGAUGGACUUUGAAUUUACUCUUAUUUAUUGUUGGAAGAGGAAUUAAUAUUCCUGUGACUUUGUAAAUAGCAACAUUUGAUGUGAUUUGUUGAAAUGUUAUUUAUAUAAAUACUUUUAAGACAAAAGUGAGAUUAUUCACUUUAAUAUUUGAAGAAAGCACAAAAUAAAGUUACAAACUUUAA
This is a messenger RNA of Gambusia affinis (western mosquitofish), 1586 nucleotides long. It is a transcript of the gene cdkn2d, whose product is annotated as cyclin-dependent kinase inhibitor 2D (p19, inhibits CDK4). Bases 491 to 985 code for a protein of 164 amino acids. Lineage: Eukaryota; Metazoa; Chordata; Actinopteri; Cyprinodontiformes; Poeciliidae. Gene Ontology annotation, molecular function: protein kinase binding; cyclin-dependent protein serine/threonine kinase inhibitor activity. The transcript has 3 exons. Gene Ontology annotation, cellular component: nucleus. The record is from RefSeq and is a predicted model, not a curated record. Gene Ontology annotation, biological process: negative regulation of cell population proliferation; regulation of cyclin-dependent protein serine/threonine kinase activity.